CCGAGCCAAUCUGCUGCCUUAGGAAACGGGAGAGAGAAGAUGGUCGGGGCUUUCUGGGGACAGAAGGUCCAGAUUUAUCGCGAAUAUUCGCAGCGCGCGGCAAAACUGGAUGUUUAUCAGCGCUGAAAGACGAGGGGAUGAAAAACAGCGGAUUUAAAGGCGUCCAGCGUAACUCACUCUGUAGCGACGGUUUCAUUAACGUUAACGUUACGGUCUCUAUGGGCCGUUAGCAAACCGCCUAGCAACCGGGACACGACCACUGUUAUUGAAACCCUGGGCGUUUUUAUGGCCCCAGUUUGGGCUUUUUUUCAAGAAAUUUCUUUGGGAAGUUCGUCCUUGCUUUGUCCAUCUGUAAGCCAGCCCCUUUUCACCUUUUCUGGAGGUGACAGCAGCUAUCUCGUGCUGCUAACCUGCUAGCCUAGCCACAGCUGUGUGUGGAGCCGGGGAGAGACAUGGCUGUCAGCUAGCUAGCUAACUAACUACAGGACUGAAUGGGUUGAAUGGGUGACUUCUAUUUCUUUCCCUUUUUUGGUCAAAGUUUUCUUUAAGCUGAGCCAUAAUGUGCUCUGUUCUGUGGUAGAAUGUUUAAUUUCUCCAUUGAAUAGACAGAACUAGUUAUUGAACCUGAAACAGCCAACCUAGUUAGUUACCUGUGCAGAGAAGUGCAUGUGCAAGUGUUUGGAUCCACAUUCCCCGUGAAAUUUCAUUCAGAACUGAUUUAAAACUGAUUAAAAACUUGAAAACUGAUUAGCACUAGGUUGACUGACAUUUCAGGACACACAGAUUCAUAUACAGGUACAUUCAUCACACCAGCAUGCUGUUAAACCAUACUGUGAGCUGAAGCUGAUUGAACAAAUGGAAUUGAACAAAUGAAACUAUUCAUGUUGGCCUGCUUAAAUGGUGAACACCUAGCUACAAAACAGUUGUGUAUUAGCUAGGGAUAGAUUAGUCACAUGUUAAUGAACAUGUUAUAAAUGUGGUUGGUCGGUCCAAGCUUAGUAAUAUCGAGAUAAUAACAACACCAUAUUGAGAAUAAUUUCUGCACUGGGUGCAAAGCUGGGUGUCACACUUUGCUCACUUUUUGCUGACUUUCCCAACAACAACACCAAAAAAAAGAACAUUUAACAUUUAAAAAUUCAGUGAUGAGUGUUGGUGACUUUGUUGCCACCAUAAUGAAGUCCCACUACAAACUCAUAGAGAAGCGGAAGCUGGCGAGAAAUUCACCUUGCAGUCAAAGCUGACCGACUGAUUAUUCUUCUCCUCUUUUGGGAGAGCCACACAAGCAGAUUGGAGUGUUGGAGAUUGCUGAGGAACUUGAGCAAGAGAGCCCUGGAGUCCUACACCUGGUGUGGAAGAUGCCUUCACACUGCAUGCCAAGGUGACAAGACUCAAGACCAUACCAGGCUCAAAGGUUACUGCACUGGGCGUGAUUGACUGUAUAGUUAAAUGUUGCAACAUUGUGCACAGCUGGGUGUCAUUAUGAAGGCUGUGUGCUUUUUCUUUCUACAUCCUUGCGGAUGACAACUCGGACCACAAUCCAGAAGCGGGCAGGUACAGAAAAGACAGACAAAGACAACGGAUCACACUACUGCUCAGGCACAGGAAUACCAACCAGUCUAUUUCUUUGACUUUCCUGCCUUUCCGGUCAGCCAGCCAUAGCUGCAUAAUGCAGGCAUAAGUUCACAUCCCAAUGCCUAUGGUGUUCAAUUCCCUCUUUAUGAGCAGUAACUGUGCUCCGCCUGUGCAUACAUGUGCAGCUGUGGUGGUGGUGUUGCUGUUGUGUUGUUGUUCUCGUCCUAUCCGUCCUCGCUGCUAUGGCCUGUCUAAAUGGCCCCAGGUUACUGGACUGGGCAAAUUCUCCACCACACCUGCAGUUCAACAAAUACGUCCUGACUGGCUACAGACCCAUAUCGUCGGUUCAGGACUGCAUCAGGAGCCUCUUCUAUCUACACAAUGAACUGGGCAACAUCUACACGCAUGGAAUCCCUCUGCUCUGUUUUCUGGUGCUGCUACCUCUGAACAUCCCCUGGUCUCAGAUCACCGUGACAUGGCUGGGUGUGGUGCACUUCCUGGCCUGCUUAUCUCCACAGCUGGGCUCUGUGGUCUAUCACCUAUUUAUGAACCACGAGGGCGGCGAGCCUGUCUACAAAACCCUGCUCACAUUAGAUAUGUGUGGCAUCUGUAUGAUCAACACCUUGGGUGCUCUGCCCAUCGUGUACAGUACGCUGCUGUGUUACCCGUUCACCCGCACCGUGGCCCUUGUAAUCUACAUCCUGCUGUCCAGCUACGCCAUCUACUGCGCCAUCACGGCCCGGAGCCGCGUGCGGCGCCUGCGCUCCUUCGCCUGGCAGGCGCUCUUCCGCUUCUCCUUCUUCCUGCUGCGCGGGGUGGGCGUGGGUGGAGGAAGCCCCACCUCCCUGCGCCACUUUCUCACAAUGGACGCCCUGGCGGUGGUGGGCGGGGUCAUCAACAUCACCCGCAUCCCCGAGAGGUUCCGGCCCGGCCUGUUCGACUACUGGUGCAACAGCCACCAGAUCAUGCACGUUCUCGUGGUGGGCUCCAUCCUCUACCUGCACUGGGGCGUGCUGGACGACUUGUUGUGGAUCAACACCUAUCACUGUCCCACGGACUGACCCGCCAGGACCACUGGGAGAACUGGGAGCGGGCUGGAACAGGGUGCCAAGACCUCUAGUAUGGGAAGUGUCUGGGAUUUCAGGGAUUGCUUUGGGAGUGGGGGGGGGGG
Astyanax mexicanus (Mexican tetra) is the source of this 2743-nucleotide messenger RNA. RefSeq names its product progestin and adipoQ receptor family member IVa (gene paqr4a). The record is from RefSeq and is a predicted model, not a curated record. Gene Ontology annotation, cellular component: membrane. The transcript has 3 exons. NCBI's taxonomy places the organism in Eukaryota, Metazoa, Chordata, Actinopteri, Characiformes, Acestrorhamphidae. Gene Ontology annotation, molecular function: signaling receptor activity. Bases 1815 to 2633 code for a protein of 272 amino acids.